UUUGCCAAGCUAGUCAUCUCUCUCUGGCUUUUUCUUCAGUAGUUCAAAGUUCAGAUGAUAUCAGAUGGCAAUCUUUAUUCUUUUAACCUUUGCCUUCAUGGAAAUAAAGGCUGAACAGGUGGCACUAACUAUAUUUCUCCCUGGCUUGUGAGUAAACAGUAAUGAAAUGCCUGGAAGGGCAUAUUUCUUCUAAUAUUCUACAUUUGAGCAACUUCAGCUUCAAGACUUUGCUUUUGCCUGUGACUUACACCAUAGCAGACAUAGUCCAUUCUUGCCCAGAUGAUCUCAAGAAAUACCCAUGAACUGAACUGGAUAAUGGAUUUGGUCUCCUUGUAUUUAAGUGAUGAAGUACAUCACUGAGAGGGUUGUUAAUUCUCCCACUUUCUCGAGUUUGAGGACCAGAGUUAGUAUGUCGAAGAUAAGACAAACUUAGGCAAGUUAAAUGUUAGUGAAGCCUCAGACAAAAGGAGUUGGUGUGGGCGUGCGGUAAGGGAAGCGCUGCUUGAACAUUGAGCUAAAGAGUGUUUAUAAACAUUGGUAGAUAGUUCACCCCUUCCCCUUUCUCUUCUGAGAGGGAGAGCUCUGUGGUCAGGCAGAAGAGACUAAAGAAAGAUGAAGCCAGUUGAAACAAAAAAGGAAAAAUAUUUGGAGGGCUCUGAAUGAUUCUCGGCAGUGUGUUUAAAAUCGUCACCAUGAAAACGGCCGGAUCUUCCUUUUCUGCGACAAGUUUGACGUGUCACAUCUUCCUUUGUGGGCUUCUUGGCCAGCUUAGUUCCAGACGUACAUUUCACUAAGGUCGUGUUCUCAGCCUGUCUAAAACACAACUCUUUUUUUUUUUCAUGCAGUUUUCUAACAGCUUUUGAAGUACGUACCUGAAAGCCCUCCUUGGAUUAUCGUGGACUCAGCUGAGUAUCAACAUGGGGAAUGGACUGAGGCGUAGACGCUGACCUCAGGUCCAUCAGUACAGAUCUGGACAGAUUCCUGUAUCACAUGCGGCUCUCCGAUGAGACCCUUUUGGACAUCAUGGCUCGGUUCCAGGCUGAAAUGCAGAAGGGGCUGGGGAAGGACACCAACCCCACAGCCUCAGUGAAGAUGCUGCCCACCUUUGUCAGGGCCAUUCCAGAUGGCUCAGAAAAUGGGGAGUUUCUUUCCCUGGAUCUUGGAGGAUCCAAGUUUCGAGUCUUGAAGGUGCAAGUCUCUGAAGAGGGGAAACGAAACGUCCAGAUGGAAAGUCAGUUCUACCCAACACCCAAUGAAAUUAUCCGAGGGAAUGGCAUCGAGCUGUUUGAGUACGUAGCUGACUGUCUGGCAGACUUCAUGAACACCAAAGGAUUGAAGCAUAAGAGGUUGCCCCUCGGCCUAACCUUUUCUUUUCCCUGCAGGCAGACUAAACUGGAAGAGGGUGUCCUGCUUUCAUGGACGAAGAAGUUUAAGGCACGGGGAGUUCAGGACACAGAUGUAGUGAGCUGUCUGACCAGGGCUAUGAAAAGACACAAGGACAUCAAUGUGGACACCCUGGCCUUGGUCAAUGACACUGUGGGGACCAUGAUGACGUGCGCCUAUGACGAUCCCUACUGCGAAGUUGGUGUCAUCAUUGGCACUGGCACCAACGCGUGUUACAUGGAGGACAUGAGCAACAUAGACCUGGUGGAAGGUGACGAGGGCAGGAUGUGCAUCAACACGGAGUGGGGGGCCUUUGGGGACGACGGGGCCCUGGAAGACAUCCGCACCGAGUUCGACCGGGAGUUGGACCUCGGCUCUCUCAACCCCGGGAAGCAACUGUUUGAGAAGAUGAUCAGUGGCCUGUACCUGGGUGAACUCGUCAGGCUCAUCUUGCUGAAGAUGGCCAAGGCAGGCCUCUUGUUUGGUGGUGAGAAAUCCUCUGCUCUCCACACUAAGGGCAAGAUUGAAACACGGCACGUGGCUGCCAUGGAAAAGUAUAAAGAAGGCCUUGCCAAUACAAGAGAGAUCCUGACGGAUCUGGGCCUUGAGCCUUCGGAGGCCGACUGCAUUGCGGUCCAGCACGUCUGCACCAUCGUCUCCUUCCGCUCAGCCAAUCUCUGUGCAGCGGCCCUGGCAGCCAUCCUGACGCGCCUCCGGGAGAACAAGAAGCUGGUGCGGCUCCGGACCACGGUGGGCAUGGACGGCACACUGUACAAGAUACACCCUCAAUACCCGAAACGCCUGCACAAGGUGGUGAGGAGACUGGUCCCGAAUUGUGACGUCCGCUUCCUCCUGUCAGAGAGUGGCAGCGCCAAGGGGGCUGCCAUGGUGACAGCGGUGGCCUCCCGAGUGCAGGCUCAGCGGAAGCAGAUUGACAAGGUGCUGGCUUUGUUCCGGCUGACGCAAGAGCAGCUUGUGGGUGUGCAGGACAAGAUGCGGGCUGAGCUCGAGUAUGGGCUGAAGAGGGACACCCACUCCCUGGCCACAGUCAAGAUGCUGCCCACCUACGUCUGUGGGAUGCCGGAUGGCACAGAGAAAGGAAAGUUCCUUGCCCUGGAUCUGGGGGGAACCAACUUCCGGGUCCUCCUGGUGAAGAUCAGAAGCGGACGGAGGUCGGUGCGAAUGUACAAUAAGAUCUUCGCCAUCCCCCUGGAGAUUAUGCAGGGCACCGGCGAGGAGCUCUUUGACCACAUUGUGCAGUGCAUCGCGGACUUCCUGGACUACAUGGGCCUCAAGGGAGCCCAGCUGCCUUUGGGCUUCACCUUCUCGUUUCCCUGCAGGCAGGCGAGCAUUGACAAGGGAACACUCAUUGGGUGGACCAAAGGCUUCAAGGCCACUGACUGUGAAGGAGAAGAUGUAGUGGACAUGCUCAGGGAAGCUAUCAAGAGGAGAAACGAAUUUGACCUGGACAUAGUUGCAGUCGUGAAUGACACAGUGGGGACCAUGAUGACCUGUGGCUAUGAAGAUCCUAAUUGUGAGAUUGGCCUGAUUGCGGGAACAGGCAGCAACCUAUGCUACAUGGAGGAGAUGAGGAACAUCGAACUGGUAGAAGGGGACGAAGGGAAGAUGUGCAUUAACACAGAGUGGGGAGGAUUUGGAGAUAAUGGCUGUAUAGACAACAUCCGGACCCAAUAUGACAAGGAGGUGGACGAGGGGUCCUUGAAUCCUGGCAAACAGAGAUAUGAGAAAAUGACCAGUGGGAUGUAUCUGGGAGAGAUCGUGCGGCAGAUCCUGAUUGACCUGACCAAGCAGGGUCUCCUCUUCCGUGGGCAGAUUUCAGAGCGUCUCCGAACCAGGGGCAUCUUUGAAACCAAGUUCCUGUCGCAGAUCGAAAGUGAUCGGCUGGCCCUCCUCCAGGUCAGGAGGAUCCUGCAGCAGCUCGGCCUGGACAGCACGUGUGAGGACAGCAUUGUGGUGAAGGAGGUGUGCGGAGCUGUGUCCCGGCGGGCGGCCCAGCUCUGUGGCGCUGGCUUGGCUGCCAUUGUAGAGAAAAGGAGGGAAGACCAGGGGCUCGAGCGCCUGAGGAUCACCGUGGGCGUGGACGGCACCCUGUACAAGCUGCACCCGCACUUUUCUCGGAUAUUGCAGGAAACUGUGAAAGAACUAGCCCCUCGAUGUGAUGUGACAUUCAUGCUGUCAGAAGAUGGAAGUGGAAAGGGAGCAGCUCUGAUCACUGCUGUGGCCAAGAGAUUACAGCAGGCAUGGAAGAACUAGCAGUCCCUCGAGGUUGGGCUGAUGCGCCUUGGGUACUGACCAGCCCUGCCGCUGGCAGAUGAGUUGGUCAGGGACCAACAGGCAAGCUUCUGGCUGACUUCACCUUCUGGAUGGCUGAAAGAGAACCCCAGGUUCUUGGGCACUCUUAGCAUUUUGUUACUGCUUUUCAAGGGCAUUAAAUGGCAUCUCUAUUUGGCAUAUUUGGGCCAAAGAUGAGCCAACUUGUAAAAUCAAAUUGUUGGACCCAAGAGAUCCCCUUUUAGCAAAGUUUUCAGCUGAGGCCUGAGCUGUUAGUUCUCGCUGGCUUUGGGUCCCGCGGCUGCUGGACUCGGAAGCAUAUACGUGAUCUGCCCAUGUGACCUGACUGGCUGAGUUCCCCACUGGGAUGCUUCAGCCAUCACUUGGCCGGGAUUGGGCCCUCUACUUGUGGAUGAACAGUGGAGAGGGAUAGAGACUCAUGCAACAAACUGGAGAUCUAAUCUAACGUGACCUUAACUUGUCAUGUCGACUUCAAAUGUGAAGAGAACAAAGACUUUGGAGCAUUCAGCCCCAGGAUGAAGAAGGGUUGAUUGCCAGGGAGCCCUGUAGGAAUCUAUUCAUGCCUAAAGUGAGUCAUAUCAGCACCCUGUAGGGUUUUGUUUCUCAAUAUGCUUGUGUCUUGGGGAAGGGUGCCAUUUGGGGCACCUGUUUUUCAUUUUACAUCUGGUUUGUGUUGCUACUGUUGAUAGUUGUUUUAAGGACUCUUAGGUAUAUGAAAUCCAGUAAAUGAAUAA
Molecule: messenger RNA, 4430 nt
Organism: Equus quagga
Lineage: Eukaryota; Metazoa; Chordata; Mammalia; Perissodactyla; Equidae
Gene: HKDC1
Product: hexokinase domain containing 1
Exons: 18
Coding region: 991-3657 (888 amino acids)
Biological process (GO): intracellular glucose homeostasis; glucose 6-phosphate metabolic process; glycolytic process
Cellular component (GO): mitochondrion; cytosol
Molecular function (GO): fructokinase activity; D-glucose binding; mannokinase activity
Source: RefSeq, a predicted model, not a curated record